This is a messenger RNA of Volvox carteri f. nagariensis, 2931 nucleotides long. RefSeq lists its product as uncharacterized. The transcript has 15 exons. NCBI's taxonomy places the organism in Eukaryota, Viridiplantae, Chlorophyta, Chlorophyceae, Chlamydomonadales, Volvocaceae. The record is from RefSeq and is a predicted model, not a curated record. Bases 1 to 2931 code for a protein of 976 amino acids. Gene Ontology annotation, molecular function: N-acetylglucosamine-6-sulfatase activity; glycosaminoglycan binding.
AUGACCACCGGCUGCUGCUGCUACCGCGCUGGCUGCGGCAGCGGCGGGGGGGUCCACUGCAGCCGCGGCACCUGGGGGCACCUGAGGCCCGAGACUGGUCGCUCUGUGGGGCGGCCGGUCGUGGUGAUGACGUUGCUCCUGCUGCUACAGCAUCUGCUGGCGCCGGGAGCAGAAGCUGCUCCUACAAGGGCCAAGGCGCCUCCCCCACCGCCGCUGCCUCCCCCGCCAGCGCCACGUCCACCCCGGGCUCCUGCAGGGAGCCGACCCAACUUCGUCGUCAUCGUGACUGACGACCAGGAUGAGGUCCUCAACUCCACCCACCCCGCCUACAUGCCCGCACUCAGCUCACUGCUGGGCUCGGAGGGCACCCGCUUCGCCAACACCCUAGUCAGCACGUCCGUAUGCUGCCCUGCGCGAGUGUCGCUGCUGACAGGCCGACUGGCGCACUGCACCAACGUGACCUCCAACUGGGCGCCCAUGGGCGCCUGGAACAAGUUCAUACGCCAGGGCCUGGACUCGGAUUGGCUGCCGGGUUGGCUACGGGAUGCCGGCUACCGAACGGCGCUGGUGGGAAAGCUGCUCAACGGUUUUUCGAUACCCCUGAACCAGCUGGAGCGCUGCCCGCUGGGCAUCGACCACUUGGACGCGCUGACGGACGGCACGUACAACUUGUACAACUCCAGCUUCUCGCUCAAUUGCGGUCCCAGUCAGGCCAUGAUGGGACAAUACCAGACUGACGUCAUCCGGGACAAGGCACUGGCCUACAUUGAGGGCGCCGUCGCCGCGGGGUCGCCCUUCUACCUGCAGCUGGAUCCCGCCGCACCACACGUGGACAACGGUGGCGGUGAAGGCUGGCGACCCCCCCCGCCUGCGCAGCGCCAUGCGGACCUCUACCCCGGCUUGGAGCUGCCGGACAACCCCACGUUCCUAAAAGUGAACCCACUCAAUCCCUUUCGAACGCGGGACAUGAACAACCCCGAGAACGUAAAAGACGCGACGGAUUUGUAUGUGGGACGUAUCAGGUCACUGAGAGCGGUUGAUGAGAUGGUGGGCGCAAUAGUCGCCAAGCUAUCCGACCUGGGCAUCCUGGACAACACCUACGUCAUCUACAUGUCUGACAAUGGCCUGCAUAUGGGGCAACACUCCCUGGACGACGGCAAGGCCACCCCCAUUGAGGAGGACAGCCGCGUGCCGCUGUACCUCCGAGGCCCCGGUGUCCCGGCAGGGGUGGUGAGCGCCUACCAAGCCAACCUCGUGGAUUUUGCGCCCACCGUGAGGGCUCUGGCGGGUCUGCCGCCGCGACCUGACCUUGACGGCGUGCCGUUACCUAUAGAAGGCCUGACGACGGAUGCAUACGAUGCGGUCAUGCGUCUGGCCGUCGCUGCGGCGGCGCAGCGAGCGGGGCUGCUGCCGCCGCUGCCACCUGGCCCGCCGGGCGCACCUCCGUCACCGCUGCCACCUCCGUCGCUGCCACGUCCGUCGCCACUGGCGUCGCCGCCGCCCAAACGACCACGAGCCAAGUUGGCACCGUCAAUGCCCGUGGAUGCAGGCGUCGCCCGAGUCCUGGGAUGGCCUGCGCCGCUGGUGUUUGAGACGCCCUCUCCACAACCUCAGCCUUUGGCAGUGCCCGAAGCACUUCCUGUCCCAGUACAGUUGCCGCCGUCAACCCAAUCGCAACCUCUGGCACCUGAACCACCGCCACCAUCGCCCCACCCCUCGCCACCAUCGCCUCACCCCUCGCCACCAUCGCCCCACCCCUCGCCACCAUCGCCCCACCCCUCGCCACCAUCGCCCCACCCCUCGCCACCAUCGCCCCACCCCUCGCCGCCAUCGCCCCAACCCUCGCCGCCAUCGCCCCACCCCUCGCCACCAUCGCCCCACCCCUCGCCGCCAUCGCCCCACCCCUCGCUGCCAGCACCCCAGCCCUCGCCGCCAUCGCCCCACCCCUCGCCGCCAUCGCCCCACCCCUCGCCACCAUCGCCCCACCCCUCGCCGCCAUCACCCCAGCCCUCGCUACCAGCACCCCAUCCUUCACCGCCAUCGCCCCAUCCUUCGCUACCAGCACCUCACCCCUCGCCGCCAUCACCCCACCCCUCGCCACCAUCGCCUCAACCACCGACAAGUGCACCUGCCUGGUUACGAGAAGCUGUCCUGCUGGAGGCCUGGGACAGCGAUGCGAAGAGCGGCUUCUUCCCAGGGAUCACCUUCAAGGCGCUUCGCCUGUGUAGCGCCUACCAGGCCAACCUCAAGGCACCGCCCUCGCCACCCAGCUCGCAGCGGCGGCCUCCGCCGCCAAUGCAGCAAUCGCCGAAGCGGUGGGUUCAGCCGCCGCCGUCGCCGUCACCGCCGCGGCAGCGGCCUCCGCUGCCGUUCCCGCCCUCGCCCUCGCCACAGCAGCCAUCGCCGCCGUAUCCGCCACCGUCGCCUCUGCGACAGCAGCCGGCGGCCAGCCGGCCCCCUGCGCUCAUGGUGCCGCAACCGCCUCACGGGCCAACGGUAUAUUGUCUCAAGUACAUUGUGUGGUGCAAGGACAACGGACGAGAGCUGUACGACCUGUCACACGAUCCAUACGAGGCUGACAAUGUUUUGGGUCAAGCCGCGCCAGCGCUUCUGAGCCGGCUGGAUGCCGUAUUGAGCGUGCUGGUGCACUGCCGCGGCGGCGAUUGCGUACACCCGUACGGUGUACUGCACCCUGCUGGGGAUGUGCUCACGUUUGCAGAGGCGAUGCACCCAAGCCACGACAAGCUGUACGCGUCACUGCCGCCUUUCGCCUUCGCCACCUGCUACCCUGGCUACGUACCUCCAAACGAGCGCACCUUCACUCUGGGCAUGCGGGGGUUCCCAGCCAACGUCACAUGGGAGUCGACGGGUAUCACCUGGCCGCUGCCACCGGGCGUCAGGGGCAUUAAGUGGACAGCUGGCGAGUCUUAG